Molecule: messenger RNA, 4073 nt
Organism: Nothoprocta perdicaria
Lineage: Eukaryota; Metazoa; Chordata; Aves; Tinamiformes; Tinamidae
Gene: UBN1
Product: ubinuclein 1
Exons: 17
Coding region: 1-3408 (1135 amino acids)
Cellular component (GO): nucleus
Source: RefSeq, a predicted model, not a curated record
AUGGCGGAGCCGCACAGGGUGCCCUUCACCACCCUGCACGGCCCGCUCGGCCCCGGCGCCCUCAAGAAGCCGCGCAGGGAGGACGCGGAGCCGCCCGCCGAGGCCGAGCCGCCCGCCGCCGCCGUCCGCAUCACGCUCACGCUCUUCGAGCCCGACCACAAGCGCUGCCCCGAGUUCUUCUACCCCGACCUGCUGAGGAGCAGCCGAGGCAAAGCCAAGGGCAGCUCCUCGGGAGACAAGAGGAAAGAGCCUGCUGAUCCCUUGAAUGAUGAAGAAAAGGAAAGGCAUAAAGUGGAGGCUCUUGCUAGGAAGUUUGAAGAAAAAUAUGGUGGCAAGAGACGUAGAAAGGACCGUAUUCAGGACUUGAUUGAUAUGGGGUAUGGAUACGACGAAUCUGACUCCUUCAUUGAUAAUUCUGAAGCAUAUGAUGAGCUUGUUCCAGCUUCUCUAAAUACAAAGUAUGGAGGGUUUUACAUCAACUCAGGAACACUGCAGUUUCGGCAAGCAUCUGAUGAUGAAGAUGACUACAUUAAAGAGAAGAAGAAGAAAGCUCCCAAGAAGCGGAAGUUGAAAGAUGGAGGUGAAAAAAUGAAGAAGAAGAAGAAAGAUGAUUCCUAUGACAAGGAAAAGAAAUCAAAGAAGUCCAAGUUCGCAAAGGCCGGCUUUACAGCAUUAAAUGCGAGUAAGGAGAAGAAGAAAAAGAAAUACUCGGGAGCUCUUAGUGUCAAGGAGAUGCUAAAGAAGUUUCAGAAGGAGAAGGAAGCUCAGAAGAAAAGGGAUGAAGAGCCGAAGGUGUCUCCUUCAGCAGCAGAAGCUCCAGCCCCACGGGAGGUGGAGACGAUGGCUGACCCGUUGCUCUCGCUCUUUGGGCAGGCCAGUGACAAUGACCUGCUUCAGGCAGCUACUGCUAUGGACUCAUUAACUGAUCUCGACUUGGAGAGGCUCCUCAGCGAAUCCCCGGAGGGGAGUCCCUUUGAUGAGGUGGAGGAUGGCAGCGAUCCUCUUGGGGUGGGCUUAGAGCAGGACUUGAAGCAGCCGCCCUCCCUCCCGGAAGGACUGCCAGCCCCUCUGGAGAAGCGUAUCAAGGAGCUCACUCAGGCUGCCAGGGCUGCAGAAGGAGAAGGAAAGCAGAGAUUCUUCACUCAGGACAUCAACAACAUCAUACUGGACAUAGAGCUGCAGACCCGGGAGCUGAACAGCCAGAUCCGCUCAGGGGUGUACGCCCAUCUGGCUGCCUUCUUCCCCUGCAGUAAAGACACUCUGGUCAAACGUGCCCGUAAGCUUUAUCUCUAUGAGCAGGGUGGCCGAUUGAAGGAGCCUCUACAGAAGCUAAAAGAUGCCAUUGGUAGGACCAUGCCAGAGCAGAUGGCUAAGUACCAGGAGGAAUGCCAAGCCCAUACUCGGGCCAAGUUUGCCAAGAUACUGGAAGAGGAAAAGGACAAAGAGCAGCGAGAUCAUGUUUGCUCUGAUGAUGAUGACGAUGAAGAAAAGGGAGGCAAGCGCGUCAUCGGACCUCGAAAGAAAUUUCAGUGGAAUGAUGAAAUCAGGGAGCUGCUUUGCCACUUGGUGAAGAUUAAAUUGGAUGGCUAUGAGCUUGAAAAGAAUAAGGCUCAGUCUCUGGAGGAUUAUAUGAAGACCUUCCUAGAUGCAGAGGUGAAACGCCUCUGGCCAAAAGGCUGGAUGCAGGCCAGGACACUGUUUAAGGAGAGCAGGCGUGUACACGGACACCUCACAUCAGUCCUGACAAAGAAGAAAACAGUUAUGCCCCCCACUAAGAUGAAAGUGAAGGAAUCUUCCUGUAAACCAGAUAAGAAGCUGCCAGUUCCUGUGAGGCACUCGAGCAGCGCCCUGGCACUGUCCUCAGAGCCCCAGGGAGGAGCUCUCAGCAUCAGCACCCAGACCAGAGAACUCUUGUCCCUUGGGACAGCCCAAGCAGCCAGCAGCGCUAGCACCCCUGCUACCUUCAUGGAUGACUCUUUGGAUGAGGACUUAAUUCAUAAUCCCACUUCUUCAAUUGAAGCAGUCUCUAAAGAACUGGCUGUGCUGAACAGCAGAGCAGGAGGAAGCCCUGACUUUACUCUUCCUGGACCCGCAAAAGCUCCAUCAGAGAAGAUCCCAACUCUUGCAGCUGCAGAGGAGAAGAGGACAUUUCCAAAGUCCAAUGCUUCCCCUAUACCACCUCCUGCUGGUUCCCUCCAGUCUCCUCUAAAUUUCCUGGCUGAGCAGGCCCUGGCAUUGGGUCAGUCAUCUCAAGACAAGAAGACAGAGAGCUCCAAUGUCAAAGAGCUCUCCUGCCAAGUUUCCCCCAGCAAAAUCCUUCCUGAUGCACACCAGUCUAAACAGAAACACCACAACCUGCUCCGACCCAGCCACGGGCCUCAGACCUCCAAUCCAGUGCCAGGUGCUCCGGUGAAGGUCUUUCACUCAAGCAACCAACCACAGAAAACGUUCACAUCCCCAGCUCCAUUUGUCAAACUGCAAAACCCCAAGUCCUCUUCCCCGCUGCCCCAACGCUCCCUGCUCCAGCAGGUCAAGUCAUCAACCAAAGCUCAGAGCUUCCAUUCCUCUGCUUCUCCAAGCAGUACCCCAACCUCCAGCAGUUCCCACAAGAGCUCAGGCUCCUCCUCGUCGUCUCUCAACUAUACGGGAAAGCACUCAAGUGGCUCUAGUUCUUCAGGACAAUCUUACAAAGCCCCCUUUGUUUCUGGCUCCCUUUCCAAGCAUGGGGCCUCUUCCAGCAGCUCCUCAUCUGGAGCCUCUGCAAACCAGGGCUGCUCCUCUGGUAGCCUGCUGCCUGGUGUGCAGACCCCUUCCUUGGGUCAGGCGUCCAGCCGCUCGUCCCCAAGCUCCUCUGUGAAGAAAACACCCGUUUCCCAGAAGCUGACUCUGGUAGCCCCUCCUGGUGGCUCAAAUGGAGAUUCCAGCGGGGGGACUCAGGGGGUGGCCAAGUUACUGACCUCCUCCCUAAAGCCAGCUGUUGUUAGCAGCGCUGCAUCUUCUACCUCUGUGCCGAAAGGAACUAGUGGAGCUGUGCUGCUAACCAGUUCUUCCUCCUUAAGUGUACUGUCUCCAUCCUACAAGUCCAGCAAUCCCAAGCUGCCAGCUGCUCUGAGCUCCACCCCUUUAGGUAUUAUCUCUCCUAUUCAUUCCUUCCCUCUUCAUGUCAUCUCCUUCAGUUCAGACUCCUCCCCGAAAGCAGGAGUAUCAAAGGAUGCAAUAGUUACGGGACCAGCCCCAGGAACUUUCCACCAUGGCCUUGGCCACAGUCUUCUAGCUGGCUUGCACUCCAGCCCCCACCAUGCAGCACCACUCCCACAUUCUGCCCUGUCCACUCAUUUACCGCAGAGUUUGCCAGAUGCUCCUCAGCUUCACGGCAAAGGGUCCAACGCCCAGCAGCGCAAGUUGUGACACCGGCGAGGAGGGGAGCUAGAGCACACAGAGGAUAAAACCAAGAGGAUGGCACACGAAGACUGCAUACCGGCUGUGUCUUUUUCUCACAAAAACUGGAGAGACUGAACUGAAAAAAAAAAAGAACUCAUUGGUGCAUUUGCUCAGAGGCUUUCAGAGCAAAGGCCUUACACCAAGGGUCAUCUUGAGCCAUGCCCUAAUGAGAGGAACGUUUGUAGCACUGUUUUAUUGCUGCUGCCCUUCACGCAUUCCCUGGCACUGGCGCGCGCUAGAAGCUGCACGGAGGCUUGGGUGGCUUGGCCCAAGUCCAGCGCUGGGGGUGGAUUCCCACCUACCUGGGUCUGCAUCUGCCAAGUACCUCCAGGUCCAGUAACCUCCGUGGUCACCCGGCGGAGGCUGUGAAAGGUGCUUCUCUCUGCUCUGAGUUUACCUGGAUAAUUCUAGCACUGCCAGUGCUUUCUGAAGACGUUUGACUAACUUUUCAACCGUACUAUAAAACUGUGCUACACUUAAUUGGAGGACUUAACUUUUCCUGUGUGGCUAAUCUAACAAGCCACCUGAUGUUCCCCUCUGGAGGAGAAGGAAGACUCUUUAGAGAGACAUUUCUAGAUGCACUCAUGAACAUCAAGAAUUCAACUUCUUUUGUUCUUUGGAGAUUUUUCUUC